ACUCAUCAUGCUCAUCAUCACUCUGUCAUCACUCUCUGUCAUGUUCGCAUGCUUAAACGCCAGCAAGAGCCUAUAUCCCCGCCCGCCCCUGACCAGGUACGGUAACUGUUAACAUUACUGUCAUUCAAAAUGUCCAACGAAUCGGUGUUAGCCGAGAGCAUCGGCAGAGCCGCCCUGGCGGCUAUUCAAAAUAUUUCAACAAUGACAGCAACCGCCUCGGGGCCACCACAGGCCACCUCGGCUCCCACCACUUACAAUUACACACCGGGGCCAGCCACACCCACCACCUCCACUGGGACAUCAUACCGCUCGGUUCCCUUUCCAUCAGUUCAUCAAAGGACUGCUACACAGUCACGUUUUGACAGGAAAAACAAAGCCUGCAAACACUAUACAAGAGAUGUUGUAUGCUUGCCUUUUUCGUCAGCAUCAACAUUCCGCAUUCCAAGGGGAGACUCAAGAGCAAAUUUAGCACGCGAUGGCCUUAUUGGGAAGAUCUCCUUUACAUCUGACUGGUCUGAAGCACAACUUAAAGAAGAAAUGACCGCCAAUUUCAGAAGAACGUUUGCAUUGUCUAUGGGCCAGUCCUUCCCAUUUGAGUAUUUGAGUACAGUCAAGGGAUGCAAAAGACUAAUGAAACCAAACGUCUCAAGCAGUUUUCUGUGGGGUGGAAAAGAAGUUGCCUCGAUUAGUUCAGCCUCUUGUCUCUAUAUAAUGGCAUUAAUAAGCAAACCUGUACAGGAACCUGAGGAACUCUCCGAUAGUGACUUUGAAAGUCAUGUGGGCUUGAGAAGGAGAGUUCACACAGUGUCACCUUCCACAAGUGAAAGUGAGCUCAUCAGUCAAGGUAGUGAAAAUGAGAGACUGCAAGAAAGUCCAUCACAUCAAAGAAGUAAGUUAAAGCACUUGUUUAUAUUAUAUUUUCUAUAGGCUGUAUGGUAACUCGGUUCAAACCCCGG
Messenger RNA from Carassius carassius (crucian carp), 956 nucleotides. RefSeq lists its product as uncharacterized. The coding region runs from base 130 to 927 and encodes 265 amino acids. NCBI's taxonomy places the organism in Eukaryota, Metazoa, Chordata, Actinopteri, Cypriniformes, Cyprinidae. The record is from RefSeq and is a predicted model, not a curated record. The transcript has 5 exons.